Molecule: messenger RNA, 504 nt
Organism: Henningerozyma blattae CBS 6284
Lineage: Eukaryota; Fungi; Ascomycota; Saccharomycetes; Saccharomycetales; Saccharomycetaceae
Gene: NAT5
Product: peptide alpha-N-acetyltransferase subunit NAT5
Exons: 1
Coding region: 1-504 (167 amino acids)
Biological process (GO): mitotic sister chromatid cohesion
Cellular component (GO): NatA complex
Molecular function (GO): acyltransferase activity, transferring groups other than amino-acyl groups
Source: RefSeq, a predicted model, not a curated record
AUGACAAAUAAGUUAAUCACAUUAGAUACCGUUUACAAUUCUAAUAUAGGCUCUAUGGAAAAAAUAAUAAACUGUACUCUUCCAGUAAGAUAUCCACAUAAAUUUUUCCAAGAAGUUACUUCAGGUAGUAAAGAUGGCAAUGUUUAUUUUAGUAAGCUUGCAUAUUUCAAUGACGUAGCUGUUGGUACUGUAAAGGCCAAAUUAAUUCAUAAUCAAAAAGGUGGGGUAUUACCUCAAGGUGUAUAUAUUGAAGUAAUAGCUGUUCUUGAAAAUUAUCGUCAAAAAGGUAUUGGGAGAGAAUUAUUAGCGUAUAUAGAACGAGAAUGUAAAAGUCAUUUCCAACAUGAAAUUCUUGUUCAUAUAUCAGUAGAUAAUAACAAUGCUUUACAAUGGUAUGAAAAAAAUGGAUUUCAAAAUGAUGGAAUAAUAUUAAAAAAUUAUUAUCAAUAUUCUAAUGCACAAAUUUCUUCUGAUGCAUAUAUUUUAAAAAAGUAUAUCCCAUAA